Messenger RNA from Crotalus tigris (Tiger rattlesnake), 866 nucleotides. RefSeq names its product suppressor of tumorigenicity 7 protein homolog. NCBI's taxonomy places the organism in Eukaryota, Metazoa, Chordata, Lepidosauria, Squamata, Viperidae. Bases 117 to 653 code for a protein of 178 amino acids. The record is from RefSeq and is a predicted model, not a curated record. The transcript is spliced from 6 exons.
CGUUUGUCACAGCUUUCCCUGUGGUGGCUGCCUGCCAAGUACAGCUAUGGAGUUAGCCGUGGGGUGUGAGGUUUUCUCCAGAGGCAGCUUCAAGAAGAGGUCUCAGCACAGCAGAAAUGAAUGCAGUGGAAGCUAUUCACAGAGCGGUAGAAUUUAAUCCACAUGUGCCAAAAUAUCUCCUAGAAAUGAAAAGCUUAAUAUUACCCCCUGAACAUAUUUUAAAGCGAGGCGACAGCGAAGCGAUUGCUUAUGCUUUCUUUCACCUUCAGCACUGGAAAAGAGUGGAAGGGGCUCUGAAUCUCUUACAUUGUACGUGGGAAGGCACUUUCAGAAUGAUCCCUUAUCCUUUGGAAAAAGGGCACCUUUUUUAUCCUUAUCCCAUUUGUACCGAAACAGCAGAUAGAGAACUUCUUCCAUCAUUUCAUGAAGUCUCUGUUUACCCCAAGAAAGAGCUUCCAUUCUUUAUUCUGUUCACUGCUGGACUAUGUUCUUUCACAGCUAUGUUGGCCCUUCUGACACAUCAGUUCCCAGAACUAAUGGGAGUUUUUGCAAAAGCAUUUCUUAGUACUCUCUUUGCUCCCUUGAACUUUGUGAUGGAAAAAGUGGAAAGCAUCCUGCCCUCCAGUCUCUGGCAUCAGCUAACAAGGAUCUAAAGAAAAACAGUUCUCAGUGACUGCCAUAUUUUCUGUGCCAACUUCCUGUUGACUACCAGAAAGCAUGAUUUUUUUUUUAAAAGAGAGCCCACGUUAAGCUCCUCAUAAAUUGUCUGUUAUCAUAAUUUUUGUUGUACAAAAUACAUUGAUGUUUGAUUCUAUUUUGCUUCCAAAAAACAAAAACUAAAAAAAAUAAACUUUUGUGUAUGGCAA